Impatiens glandulifera is the source of this 2701-nucleotide messenger RNA. RefSeq names its product putative chloride channel-like protein CLC-g. Bases 185 to 2509 code for a protein of 774 amino acids. Lineage: Eukaryota; Viridiplantae; Streptophyta; Magnoliopsida; Ericales; Balsaminaceae. The record is from RefSeq and is a predicted model, not a curated record. Gene Ontology annotation, cellular component: plant-type vacuole membrane; intracellular membrane-bounded organelle. Gene Ontology annotation, biological process: transmembrane transport; chloride transport. The transcript is spliced from 7 exons. Gene Ontology annotation, molecular function: voltage-gated chloride channel activity.
AGGGAGGAACUUUCGAAGGUUCAGUUCAAUAUGGACAUUUCUGUUCUCCAAUAAUCUUCAUAUAUCUUCUUCCUUCAAUCCUUUCUCUCUCAUAAUCAGCUAAUUUCUGUUCUCCAAUAAUCUUCAUAUAUCUUCUUCUUCCUUUAAUUCUCUUUCUCAAAAAGAUAAUCAGCUAAUUUCAACCAUGAAUGAAGAUACAGGAGAAGAUAAUGUUACUGUUCCUCUUCUCCCUCAUUCUCUCCGACGAUCCGCCUCUAAUACGACCUCUCAAGUCGCUAUCGUCGGCUCCAAUCUCUGCCCUAUCGAAAGCCUAGACUACGAACUAUUAGAGAACGACGUUUUCAAACAAGACUGGAGAAGCAGAGGAAAGAUUCAGAUAUUUCAGUAUUUAUGCAUGAAAUGGAUGCUUUGUUUCUGGAUUGGACUUAUCGUAGGCUUAAUUGGAUUCACAAACAAUCUCGCAGUUGAGAACUUGGCUGGCAUAAAGUUUGUUAUCACCUCAAAUAUGAUGUUGGCUCAAAAGUAUUGGACUGCUGCUAUUGUUUUUACUGCUUCGAAUUUUGCACUGGCUUUGUUUGCUGCUUUAAUAACCGCUUUCAUAUCGCCUGAGGCCGCCGGUUCAGGCAUUCCGGAAGUGAAAGCUUACUUGAAUGGUGUUGAUGCUCCCGGAAUAUACUCUGUUCGGACCUUGUUUGUUAAGGUUGUUGGGAGCAUAUGUGCUGUGUCAUCAUCUCUUGUCAUUGGAAAGGCAGGCCCUUUGGUACACACUGGAGCAUGUGUUGCAGCAUUAUUGGGUCAAGGUGGAUCCAAGAAAUAUAGAUUGACUUGCGGCUGGUUGCGAUACUUCAAGAAUGACAGAGACCGUCGCGAUCUUGUUACUUGUGGAUCAGCCGCUGGAAUAGCUGCUGCUUUCCGUGCUCCAGUUGGUGGUGUUCUGUUCGCUCUUGAAGAAAUGGCAUCUUGGUGGAGAAGUGCUCUUCUAUGGAGAUCUUUUUUCACGGCUGCUGUGGUUGCAAUUGUGCUUAGAGCCCUUAUUGACUAUUGCUAUUUGGGAAAAUGUGGGCUGUUUGGAACUGGGGGUUUGAUCAUGUUUGAUGUCAGUUCAACUAACAUUUCAUAUCAUUUGAGGGAUGUGGUUCCUGCCCUUGUCCUGGGAGUGAUUGGUGGUAUAUUGGGAGCUUUAUACAACUGUCUUCAAGAAAAGAUUCUACGUGUUUAUGCUCUAAUUAACGAGAAGGGUACCGUCUACAAAAUCAUUCUCACAUGUUCGAUAUCCCUCAUCACAUCAUGCAUUCUCUUCGGCCUACCCUGGUUAGCCCCCUGCCAACCUUGUCCAGCUGACGCUUCGGAAGCUUGUCCAACAAUUGGCCGAUCCGGAAACUACAAAAAAUUCCAAUGCCCUCCCGGCCAUUACAAUGAUCUCGCCAGCCUAAUCUUCAACACAAACGAUGACGCAAUCCGAAACCUAUUCAGCAAAAACACUGACGACGAAUUCCACUUACUAUCCAUCUGCGCCUUCUUCCUCAGCUGCUUCUUCCUCAGCAUGAUAAGUUACGGAAUCGUAGCCCCCGCCGGUCUCUUCGUUCCCGUCAUAGUAACGGGUGCAUCCUAUGGCCGACUUAUUGGAAUGUUAAUAGGCUCCGGUUCGACUCUCAACCAUGGUCUUUUCGCAGUCCUCGGUUCUGCAGCCUUUCUAGGAGGAACUAUGAGAACCACAGUUUCCUUGUGUGUGAUUCUUCUCGAGUUAACGAAUAACCUUCUACUCCUACCGUUAAUAAUGCUGGUUCUUCUCAUCUCUAAGACAGUCGCGGACGCUUUCAACGGAAAUAUCUACGACUUAAUCAUGAAGCUGAAGGGCUUACCGUAUCUAGAAGCUCAUGCAGAGCCUUACAUGAGACAUCUUACAGUCGGAGAUGUUGUGACCGGUCCUCUUCAGAUGUUUAAUGUAACAGAAAAGGUCGGUAACAUAGUACAUGUGUUGAGGACGACUAGACAUCACGGUUUUCCUGUCAUAGAUAAGAAUGAACGAUCACAAUCGACGGUUUUGUUCGGUUUAGUGCUAAGGGAUCAUCUUGUUACGUUGCUGAAGAAGAAAAAGUUUUUGGCUGGACCUGAAACCGGGAGGGAGGAUGUGAAUAUGGGCGCGUUGAACAUGUUUUCGGGUGGGGAAUUUGCGAAGAAGGGUAUGGGACAUGGGGAUAAGAUCGAGGAUGUCGAGUUGAGUGAAGAAGAAAUGGAGAUGUUUAUGGACUUGCAUCCGUUUACUAAUACGUCCCCUUAUACUGUUGUGGAUACAAUGUCGUUGGCUAAGGCUCUCAUACUUUUUCGACAAGUUGGUUUAAGGCAUUUACUCGUCAUACCCAGGAUUUGCAGUAUAUCGCCAGUAGUAGGUGUUUUGACAAGGCAUGAUUUUAUGCCCCAACAUGUAUUGGGUUUGCACCCUUCUUUGGUAAGAAACAGGUGGAAGAGACCCAGAAUCCGUUUUCCUACUUGGUUCAAAACCUCUUGAAGUGGGCUGACCCAUCUUGUCCAAAUGUCCUGCUUGACCCGACCCACAUAACAAUUAUUUCUGAAAUCAUCUCUUUGUAUUAAUAAUUUUAUUGCAUUUUAAAAAUGUACUCAUUUGUCAGAUCCCAAAAGUAUAUUUAUAUAUAUAUACUUUUAUUUUAUUUUGCUAAAACACAAUAUUGCAGUAUCAUGU